Molecule: messenger RNA, 2246 nt
Organism: Monascus purpureus
Lineage: Eukaryota; Fungi; Ascomycota; Eurotiomycetes; Eurotiales; Aspergillaceae
Source: the annotation of a GenBank genome assembly
GUCAACCCCAACCACUUUCAUUCAACUCGCCAACAACGCUUCUGGGACAGGUCUUAGAGUUUGGUUCCUCGAGAACGCGACAAUUGUCACCACGCAACUCGGAACAUCUCAUGGACCUCGUUUCCAAAGGAGAAUGAUAGAAAUUGCUUCGUUUUGAUAUAUGCACUGUUCAUAAUUUUCCGAAAUAUGGCGCGUCCCUUCCCCUACACCUUUAUUUCGUGUCCCUGCGCCGACACACCGGUUCCCGACCAUUUAAGGAAGAAGCGGAGAUCGAGAGAUAGCCCUCGCAAGGCAAAUUUCGAGCAGUCCGGUUCGGGGGAUGGUAAGGAGAAUGAAGUGGAGGAGGUGGAAGAAGAAGAAGGCACGUUUGAUCCUCGAUCGCCGCGUGCGAACUUUUCUCUAUACCCACCGGAGCAGCUACUCUACUGCGAAGAUUGCCAUCAGAUUAAAUGCCCGCGUUGUAUAACGGAGGAGAUCGUAAGUUGGUAUUGCCCUAACUGCUUGUUCGAGACUCCCAGCAGUAUGGUUCGGAGUGAAGGUAAUCGCUGUGCGAGAAACUGUUUCAGUUGCCCCAUAUGUACCGCUCCACUCACGGUCAGUCCUAUUGAUAGUGGGAGUCAGAAUCAGCAGGGCCCCUGGGUAUUAGCUUGUGCAUAUUGCAUGUGGACGACUCUAGAUAUCGGCAUCAAAUUCGACAAGCCCACGAAUCUUCGAAUUCAGCUCUCUAAAAUGAUCGACUCCACACAAGGGAAGCCGGCUUCUUCUAAAUCCUUUGGUGAACUGAAAUCCCCCUUGUCCAGGUAUUCGUCUAUCGAUGAGCCUAGUACCCCCGCGUCAGAAAACCCAACGGAGAACGAGGAGACCCUGCUAGACGAUCAACCGGCUCUUGCUCCAGAGGCAAGGUUUGCUGCCUUGAAAUUGUUCUACCGUAAUCAGAUCUCAGAAACGUCUGCUUCGCCGACUGACCCCCUUGGGAGUGAUUUCGGUCUUGGGUUUUCUUCACCUGGAGCACUGAACCGCAUCAUGUCUAUCUACACUUCGACACUUGGUGGCCUCUACGGGGGCAGCAAGAAGCCCAAAUCCAAGCCACCAGUGAUGAGGGAAGCUCUGAAUGCUAGUGAAGGCCUCAAAAUCCCUGCGGCCGAUGCCGAAGACCAUAUUAUCCAGAAGAUGGCAUCCGAUAACCGUGCCUGGGAUUGCCUUGCGUCGAUCGAACAGCGCAAAUUUCAGCCACCAGAUGCACGCUUCGUGGACGAUCUGCUCCCCCUUCCCAUGCUCCUGCGGACAAAACGCUCCAAGCGGUGCAAAUCAUGCAAGCAUAUUCUCGUAAAACCAGAGUCCAAGCCGCAGUCGACACGCUUCCGUAUCCGUCUCAUCGCUCUCAGCUACAUCCCUCUACCGACUCUACGACCUCUCACCCUUGGGCCUAACCCCAAUCCUCUUAUCCCUUCUUCAACGGUGGCGUCCACCCCAAAUCUGGACGCACUCCCUCCUUUAAAACCAAUCCAACUCCUCCUCACCCUGAAAAAUCAUAUGUUCGAUCCCGUCCGAGUCACCCUCGCCACACCCUCCACCACACCGGGAAGAAUAGCUACGAAAGUCACCAUCCUCUGCCCUCAAUUCGACAUUGGCGCGAACAGCGAUGUCUGGGAUGAGGCCCUCCAGCAAGCUUCGGGAGAUAUCCGGCCAAACCGCCCUGGCAUGCCCGGCCAUGAGAAAGUCGCAGAAGCAGGCAAAGUCUGGGACAAGGGCCGGAACUGGACAACAGUUGCCCUGGAAGUAGUACCGGGAACCUUACCGGAAGGGCCAGAGAAAGGCCAUUCUGCUCCGACAGCCAACAGUGACGAUGAAAGUAAUGAUGAUGGCGAUGAUGGUCUCCCGAAACUUGACUUGACGCGUCAUCAAUCUCGAAACGAUACAGACCACCGAUACGGAAUGCAAGAGGACGAAGAUGUCCUUGAAAUCCCUGUCUUCGUACGAAUGGAAUGGGAUUCGGAGAACCAGAUCGAACAGCCUGUUGUUGGGAAGGGACAAAAGCCUGAUACCGUCAAGCGGGAGUUGGCGUAUUGGAUGGUUCUGGGGGUUGGGAGGAUCAAGGCGGAUUGUUGAUCUAAGUCUCAGGGUCGGAGGACCAGGUUGAUAUAAUAUCCUUAGCAUGGCAAUUGCCUUUCUUCCAUACCUAUAGUUUUUCAUAGAUAGGUUUUAUUUUUACUAUAUUUAGUUGAUCGGAUGAGAAUUAGAUACCC